Messenger RNA from Suillus bovinus, 1975 nucleotides. RefSeq names its product MFS general substrate transporter. The record is from RefSeq and is a predicted model, not a curated record. Gene Ontology annotation, biological process: transmembrane transport. The coding region runs from base 222 to 1688 and encodes 488 amino acids. Gene Ontology annotation, cellular component: membrane. Lineage: Eukaryota; Fungi; Basidiomycota; Agaricomycetes; Boletales; Suillaceae. Gene Ontology annotation, molecular function: transmembrane transporter activity. The transcript has 13 exons.
UUUCAGCUAUCAGUGGUCGUUACAAGCUGUUACAGUCGCUUCAAAAGAUGCUCUGCGUUACGCGCUGCUACAAGUCACUUCGCUCGGCGGGGGAUUUCCUGAUGGACACGUCACGAGUUCUCACUAGCUAAAAUUGAAACUUUCGGAGUUGGAGGCAAGUGGGAAACAUUACUGCAAGCUUGUGCAAUCGCUACACGAGGUGUGAGCUUUUCUGAACAUUCAUGUCUUCUCCCAGUGAAAGUAGGUCGCUGCUGCAUAUAGAGGUUGGCGAACCUACACAGACUGCCUACGGCACAUCCCUGGACAACAAUGACGACCCGGAAUCCAUCUCUAGGCAGAUGAUAGAGCUAAAUCUUCUACGAAAGCUAGAUUUCAGAACAGCGUAUCUUGUUCUUAUCUACAUCUUAAACCAGAUGGAUCGAAAUAACGCCGCCGCUGCAAGGCUUCGUGGUUUCGAGGAAGACCUCGGCAUGAAGGGUAAUCAGUUCAACACCUUGAUCAGCAGUCUAUACAUCGGCUAUGUGUUCAUGCAAACACCAUCAAAUUUGAUUCUCACCCGCAUAACGAAACCAUCGCUGUAUCUAUCGAGUUGCAUGUCGCUAUGGGGUCUCCUGACCACUCUUAUUGGGAUAUCCACGAACUACUACCAAGCACUUUUUUCACGCUUUCUGGUGGGAUUCUUAGAGGCCACCUUUUAUCCUGGUGCUGUCUAUCUGCUUUCAAGAUGGUAUAAGCGAGACGAGCUUGGGUAUAGGACCGCGUUCUUCACCGCAGGUAUUGGGAUUAGCAAUGCUUUUGGUUCGCUGCUAGCUUCUGGAGUUCUGGCAACCAUGGAAGGAUUUCUCGGUUUUGCGGCCUGGAGGUGGCUGUUUUUCACAGAGGGCUAUUUAACAAUUUUGGUCGGCAUCGGUGGGAUGUUCAUACUUCCUGACUUUCCUUCGAGCCCUGCGAGUUGGCUCACUCCUGCAGAGCAUGCUCUUGCUCGAAAGCGGAUGGAGGAGGAUUCAGACGGUCAUGGUACCGCUGAGCCUGCGUCAUCCGGCGGCUUUUCUGUCGUCCUUUCAUUGAUGACAGAUUGGAGAGCGUGGUUGGUUGGCACGGCAUUGAGUUGCUGUAAUGCAUCUCUGUCAUUCAAUAUGUUCUUCCCGACCUUGGCGGCCACAAUGGGGUACUCACCUACUAUCAGUCUUCUGCUGUGCACACCGCCAUGGAUCGUGAGCACAAUUACCGCUGUCACUGUCGCUCGUCACUCUGACGCGACGCGUGAACGCUUUUGGCAUAUGGUCUUUGCGUUGUUGAUGCUCAUUACUGGAUACGUUUUGGCUAUGUCCACGAUGAAUUUCACUGUUCGCUACAUCUCACUAUUUUUCAUGGCUCAAGCACAGGUCUCAAAUGUCAUCUUGCUAACGUGGAUCAGCAAUACAUUCGCCCGUUCUAGCUCUAAGCGAGCAGUUGCGAUCGGGUUCAUGAAUUGCAUUGGAACGUCAGGGAACACCUUAUCCCCGUACAUCUGGUUAUCCAGCUUGGGCCCGACAUAUACAAAGUCAUGCCUCAUUUGCAUCGUGCUGGCCAUCUUAUGUAUCUCAUUGUGCUGGGUGUUUAGGCAGCAUCUUGAGCGAUUGAAUGAAGCCGCUGAUGAGGAAGAGCGCGAACUGAAUCUUGCUAAAGGUUAUAGGUACAUAUUGUAGAGUAGUGGAUGUAAGGGUCACAUAUGCAAGUUGAUGGUUUGAUCAUUGUUUCCUGUCACUAGAAAUUAUCCGUAGUUCAUUAAUUUGAGUUUCUUGCAGACUCCCCAGUAAACUCAGCAGGUAUAUUAAGGUGAAACAGGGGUUGACACUGACGCUCUAGCUAAGUAGUCUAACCUGGACUUUGAAGGUUUGAAACGAAGGUUGACGUGAUUUUUGGCAUCUUGUCAUGCGAUAGUUCUUAUACGGGGAUAGUUCCGCAGCUUCUCGCUUGCACAAUCACGAGCCUA